Daphnia magna is the source of this 5254-nucleotide messenger RNA. RefSeq names its product thrombospondin type-1 domain-containing protein 4. The coding region runs from base 1096 to 3795 and encodes 899 amino acids. Gene Ontology annotation, molecular function: metalloendopeptidase activity. The record is from RefSeq and is a predicted model, not a curated record. The transcript has 14 exons. Gene Ontology annotation, biological process: extracellular matrix organization. NCBI's taxonomy places the organism in Eukaryota, Metazoa, Arthropoda, Branchiopoda, Diplostraca, Daphniidae. Gene Ontology annotation, cellular component: extracellular matrix.
GUGUACGGCUGCGUUUGCGUGCGUUCGCCUGUGUCUCUUCUCAGUGCUUUAUUAUUUUCUUUUUGCCUCUCUCUCUCUCUCUUUCUCUCUCUUCCUUUAAAUAACUGCUGUGUUGUGUGUGGGGAUGAUCAUCCAAUCCUUUUGCUCUUUGUACUUGUUAAAGUCACUCUAAGAGGAACAGGCCAAAUAAUUUUUGUACCUUGCAGCCACUCUCACUUCAGUAGAGAGAGAGGAAAAGAGCGUGCCAAUGUUGGACUGGCCGUCAGUGUGACACCGGCUCGUGUCGUGUUAAGACUUGUCGCUUGUUGUGGGGGCUUGCCUACGUUGGUAGUUUCGUCCUUUGCUUGUUAGUAAGCUCGUAAACUGUGAGAGAUUCGAAUCGGCGGGGUUGGUGUUCGCUUUCGUACAUUGCCGCACACGUUUAUCUUUCAUCGGCUUUCGUUUUUAUUUCGUAUCCAAAGUUUCUCGUCGGUCGUCGUGGAUAUUGCCGAUCAACUUGUCAAAUCUUUCGGUUUUUAGUGGCCAGGAUCUAAAUCGUUUGGAAUCGACCGCGCUCUUUUCUUUUUUUCCUUUUUUUUUUUUUUACCUGACGUCGUCGGGACGGAUCGUGUUUCCAUCACCUGGAGAAAGAAAAAAAAAAUCGACUGUGUGUGUUUGUGUCCGGCUUGGACCGACAUUCAACUGUUGGAGGCUCAAAAAGAAUUUUUCUUCAAAAAUAAUAAAAGUCCUCAGAGUUAAAGAGGUGCUGUUAUUGGGGUUGUGUGUUGUGCACGCGUUUUCUUCAGCUUGACGAAACAAGAGGCACACACACGAAAAAAAAAAAGGGUGUCGUCCCGUCGUGCGCUGGAAUUCUUUCCUCUCUGUUAAAAAGAAAAAAGAAAAAAUAGAAAAUUUGUUUAAGAAAAGACAAAACAAAAAAGUGGGGUAGUUGCCGCGCCCCUCGUCCCGUGUUUUGAUUGCGACUGCUGUGCAACGUUUAUAAAUAGCGCUGAACAAGACACUGUUCUGACUUAAAGCCGUUGUCAUCAAGACGUUCGUGAUUUAAAAAAGAAAAAGGAAAAAGGCGAAAAUUUGCGUGGGAAAACAAGAAGAAAAAUGACGUCACCGUUGCUACCGACUCGGCAACGAAUUUGGUUCGCCAAGUUCACCGCCACCUCGGCGCUGACGACCAACACCCUGAGGACGAUGUCGCUGCUCUUAAUCUUGAUCUUGACGAUUGGCUGCGAUGGAAUCGUGGGAUCGGAGAAACGACCGGACGCCUGCGGAGUGUGCGGCGGCAGCAAUUCCACCUGUCAGAUAGUGUCGGGCAUCUUCACGGAGCCGCAAUUGCCACCCGGUUACAAUUUGGUGGCCCAGCUGCCCAAAGGCGCUUGCCACGUCAACAUCACGGAAUUCAAACCGAGUCGCAACUACCUAGCUCUGAGGCGUUCAGAUGGUACAUUCGUCUUUAAUGGUAAUUGGGCCAUCAACUGGUCGGGCGAGUAUCAAGCGGCCGGCACCACGUUCGCCUACCGGCGACAAGAUACAACUACUCCCGAGCUCAUAACCACAUUAGGACCUUUGACUGAGCCUAUUGAUAUCAUGGUGAUUUACCAGCAAAUUAAUCCUGGUAUCAAAUACGAGUAUAUGCUACCUUUGGGUGUGGCCAACAGCAAUCUCGUGCCACGCCCUAGUAACCCACCAACACCUACUGCACCGGCCACGUCUUUCGGCCAAAGCGAUUUAUUGAACAGUGGUCCGGCAGUGCCAUCAGCUAAUGUCCCAGCCGGCCGAUAUCAAUUAGACGGAACGUCCGGCUCGCCUAUUUCACCUGGUGGCACGAACUUUUUUGGCGCUAACCCACCGCCGCCACCACCGCCGCCGCGCAGUCUCGGCUCCGAGGGCGGAUUAUUUCAAACGAUUCAACAAGGUUCUUCUGUCGGAUUAGGUGGAAUCCAUCAACAAGUUCCAGCAUCCGGAUCAUCGAAUUAUCCGGCCAGCAGUGGAAACUACCCCGCUUCCCUCAGUUCCAGCGGCAGUUUGGCCACGUUGGGCAUCGCUGUGCCCUCCAACUUUGACGGUUCUUCUUCCGCGCCGUCUGAUCCCGCCAACACCAAUCAACCUUCUGCAUCCAGCGGAGACGGUAGAAGUGAUACGGUUGUCCAAGCACCUGCUGUCCUGCCUAACAAAGAAACGGCCCGAUCACCACAUCAUGGUGGCCGGACGUCGAAUAAAAGACGCCAGCACGGACACAGAAUUCACAACAAGCAGGGCGGAGUAAGAACGGCUGGAACAAGUUCAUCCGCGCCGGGCGAGCAAGGCAAACUCGGCUCGCCGGAGCUGCAGGCGAUCGAUCCCAACGUUGCGACGCCUCCACCUCAUCGCCGCGGCCCCCGUCGUCAUCCCAACGGCAAAGGCUUUGUAUGGAAACAAAUUGGCUUCUCCGAAUGUUCCAAAACGUGUGGAGGAGGUGUGCAACAAGCGCUGAUUGUGUGCGUCAGAGACAGAGAUCAAGUGCCUGUGGCCGAUCAUCGUUGCAAAGAGGAAGACAGACCACCGUCGGAGACUGUCCGAUGCGGCCCCAAACCUUGUCCAGCCGAUUGGGUCCUGGGAGAAUGGACUCCGUGUACGGUGACGUGUGGCGAUGGAAUCCAGACACGCGAUCUGACUUGCAAGCAAGAGAUAUCUGCCACGUUGACGAUGAGAGUCAACGAGGCCGCUUGCCUCGGCGCCGCCCCCUCGGUGCCCAGGGUGCGCAAUUGCAACCUGGGCCAUUGCGCCAAAUGGCACACCUCCGAUUGGGGGAAAUGCUCGACGAGUUGCGGCAAAGGAAUGAGGCACAGGCGCGUCUAUUGCCAAGGAUUUGACGGACGUGAUGUCGGCGAAUCCGAUUGCCCGGCUGCCGAAAGGCCUUCGAGCAGCGAUAUUUGCGACAUGGGCUCCUGUUCGGCCAACACCUGGUUCUUUACAGAGUGGUCUGGUCAAUGCUCGGAAGAAUGCGGCACUGGCAUUCAAACGCGCAAAGCUCACUGUUCCAGCAACAGUGAAAUGGAUUGCGAUGUUAGCAAGAAGCCCGAUACGUCCCGAACGUGCGUUUCAGCAAAAGAUUGCAGCGGGAAGUGGUUUGCUGGACCUUGGUCUCAGUGUUCAGCAACGUGCGAUGAAGGAACUCAAACUCGAGAGGUCAUCUGUCUGACUUUUAUGAGAGGUCAAUAUCGCGUCGGACUCGAUAUGCAAUGCCCGGCUCGCGAUAAACCCAAUAACACAACCCCAUGCAACUUGGGCAAAUGUCUUCCGCAGUGGUAUACGACCGACUGGUCCGAGUGUUCGGCUACGUGUGGAACUGGAGCUCAGCGCAGGGAAGUUAAAUGCUUGGACUCGAAUCAGAUGCCAUCACAAGACUGCAAAGAAGAAGAUAGACCUUUGCUUCGACAGGCUUGCAAUGUCCGAACAACUUGCAACGAAGUGCCAGGCAAUGAUGACAGCACGAUGGAGGCACAGGACACACCGGUCAUUAGUGUAGAAAGUAACCGCAAUAACGAAACUGAAAUUCCUGAACCGGUGAAACCGAGGAAAGCCGCCAAACUUCCCAAAUCCAGCAGCACAAGGAUUGCCGAUAGUACCGUAACAAACGUGGUGACCGUAGCUCCGGCUAAUGGCGGCGAAGGAGUCACGCCAGAAGCCGGUGCAUCAGCAUCGGGAGAGGGUUGCUCAGACAAGUUUAAGAAUUGUCAUUUAGUUGUUCAAGCGCGACUGUGCAAGUUGAAAUACUAUCUCGUCUCGUGCUGUGCCUCUUGCUCCAAACCGAAGACAUGAAUGGCGCCAAUCGAUAAUCAAAUGGGCUGUGGCAUACGACAAAAGAAGACAUAGAACGAAAGAAUCUACAGUGCUGUCGUCACACAUAACGAAACAAAAACAACAAAAAAACAAAAAAAAACAAAAAUCCUGAUGCUCCUUUUUCUCUCCCUUGUUCCGCUACAUUUUUGUUUGUUUUUUCUUUCGAAUAAUUGUGAAUAUGAGAACAAGAACAAGGAAGCGAUUACCCUCUCCCCAAACUUUUUAAUCUUUUGAAACUUUUGUUCCGUUGUCGACUUUUGUGUUUUUACUUUGUAUAUGUGGAUAAAUAAGGCCGCCAUUGCUGUCCGUUCAUCAAUUAUGGGAGUCUACUGCGAACAAAACCACAAAAAAAAGAAAAGAAAUGGAAAUCGUGUGUGUCAGGUGGUGAAUUCGGUGCACAAUUAAAAUAAUUUUUUGCCUGAAACAGCGGGAGGUUGCUGGAAUCGAUUGCAUAAUAGUAUAUCCAGCCCGGCAGAGAAGCAAGACAAGUGCGAUGAACAGUGCCAUACAAGGCGGACAAGACAAACUUUUAUGUUGCGUGACAAAUCCGACGGGAUUCACGCGAUGCGGCCAAUCGUCUACCACAUGCGGUGUUUCCUUGAUUGCUAUUUUCUGUGCCGCCUUGUUAUAAGCUUUGAUGGUGAUGAGAAGAAAGAAAUACUCGACGACGUGCUGGGCAGGAUCGAGCCGACUGGACCGACAACUGGCCGCUCAGUGGGGCUACACUAGCAACUGUUUGAAACAAGAGGAAAAAUCAAUCAUUCAAAAUAUACGUUCGUGUUCCAAUCAUUUCCUAACCAACUUGUUGUUCAUCAACACAAAAUGAUGCCCCCCACCCCCCCAAAAAAAAAUAAAUAAUAAUAAUGCUAAAGAACUCAUGAUUCGAAAAGAACAAACUUUUUCGGUCUUUUGAGUUGAACUUCGAAUAAUUUUUUUUUUUGUUUUGUUUGUUUGUUUGUUCCGUCAUUUCAUGUUUCCUGUACUAGUUCCACGAAAGAGAUGGCGGCUAAUCGGCACUUUGCUAUUCUUGGCAAAUGACACAUCACUUGCCCAACAUCUCCUGUUCACUUCCCUAACCCCAAGUUGUGUGUUUUUUUUUUUUUUUUUUUUUUUUUCUUCGGUUUACUUCUCGUUUUCCAAGUGCUGAAUUUUGUAUUUUGUAUUUAUUAGCUUUCAGGUAGAUUUAGCAAUGUGGAUUAUGCUGACAUAUAUUAUAACCCCGCCCGUUCUUUUUUUGUUUUUCAAAUCCUCGAUACCAUUUUCACCAGACGCCAGUUCAUGUGUAUUAUUUGUACGACAUCAUUUUUUAUUUUAUUUUUUAUUUUUUUUCGCUUCUACAUGUCUCCGAUUGUAAAACUUACUGGAAAAAAAAGCAAAGAAAACCAAACCAACAAAACAAACAGAAUUUUUGAUGAUAUAAAAAAAGCUUUCUCCGUGA